GCAGCAUGCCCCGAGACGAUUUGCCACGGGCCCACGACACCCCUCAGACCAUCAAGUACAUGAAGUCUUUUGUCGCAGUCCCCCUUGCAUCUUUUGAAUCAACUCGGAUUACUACCGAAGAGAAAAAGGUCACUACAUGUUACUGUCGGAGCACUGUGAGCCGUCUCCGCUCUACAGGCUCGGAUGCGGGGUGUCGAAAAUGUACCUACAUGGAAAUGAUAUGAACUUCACUCUCAGACUCUGCAAGUGAUUUGUAGCAUGCUGUGAUUUAUUCUGUGUAGCCUCCAGACGCACACCAGGGUUGCACUGCUAUCCUACCGCCAAAUACAAGAUGGAAGCCGAAUACACUCGCCUCGCAGAGACAAUCCGCCAGAAAGCCAAUGCUCACAGCAAGAAGCGCUUCCUAGUGGCCAUCGCCGGCAUACCGGGAUCUGGCAAAACAACCACAGCAGCCGCCGUCGCCAGGCUUCUAAACGCGCAAUCAUCACCGAAGCGCACUACUCUGCUUUCCAUGGACGGGUUCCAUCUGUCGCGGGCGACGCUGGACCGUUUACCCAAUCGAGAAGAAGCGUAUAUCCGCCGCGGCGCACCUUGGACCUUUGACGCGGCCCGCUUCGUCCGGUUCAUCCAUCGACUACGGAAUUGGGCUGAUUCAACGCCCUGUGCCUCGGCGGAGACGAUCUACGCACCAUCGUUCGAUCACGAGGCCAAAGACCCCGUCGAGAAUGGCAUUGCUAUCGCCCAUGACGCGGAGAUCGUCAUCGUCGAGGGGAAUUAUUUGCUGCUCGACGAGCCUGAAUGGCGCGAGGUGGCUGCCCUGGUCGAUUACCGGGUGUUUGUUGAGAGUGACCUGCAGGAAGCGCGAGAACGGGUGGCCCGACGGCAUGUCCUGGCGGGGAUUGAGAAGACGUUGGAGGAUGGGUUUCAGAGAGUCGACAGCAACGAUUAUUUGAAUGCGAUUACCAUUCGGGAGAAACUGAUCGCUCCUGAUUUGGUUGUUCACAGUGUGACUGAGCCACCUUGUUGAUACUCAUACAACGCUGAUUUGAUACAAUACAAAAACCC
Molecule: messenger RNA, 1065 nt
Organism: Aspergillus novofumigatus IBT 16806
Lineage: Eukaryota; Fungi; Ascomycota; Eurotiomycetes; Eurotiales; Aspergillaceae
Product: phosphoribulokinase/uridine kinase family protein
Exons: 2
Coding region: 332-1027 (231 amino acids)
Cellular component (GO): cytoplasm
Molecular function (GO): ATP binding; kinase activity
Source: RefSeq, a predicted model, not a curated record